GUUUUUCUGUUUCCUACUGCUAUUAAAGAACUAUUUAUUUUUUGCCGCCAAAGCUCAACCUCCGAUCAACGUCGUCGCUCAAUUAUCCAGACGGCACGAAAUCACACAAUUCUCUUCUCAGUCUGUGAAAAGAGUUUUAUUAUUCGGUUUAUGAGACAGAAUUGAAUUUACGGAACUGAGUGUAACUGUGGUUUAGUGCUUAAUGGGUCGAAAGAAGUCUAAUACUGCGGUUGGUGAUGAGAAUCCGCAUCGAAGUGGCGGUGGGAAGUUGAAGAAAAAGCAAGGUGUGAUUGAUGAUGAUGAGUAUGCAAUUGAUACGGCAUUAUCUGAGGAGUUGAAUGGUGAUUUUCUACUUACCGGUAAGAAGAGAGGCGAAAAAGGGAACGAAAAGAAUUUGGAGUGUAAAGUUGGUGAUGGUGAGGGUAAGGAAGGCGCUAUGGAAGAGGUAGUAGAAGCUUUAAAGAAGAAGAAGAAUAAGAGUGUAAGGACUGUGCAAGAAGAGGAUGAUUUGGAUAAGAUUCUCGCAGAGCUUGGUGAGGGGCUACCUAAUGAGAAUUCCUCUGUUUCUCCUCGACAAGAGGAGAGCAAGCAGGUGCAUCUUGAACAAGUUCUAACUGAGAAUGCCUCAGGUGAGGAAGAGAAAGAAGAGUCUGCUGCCGCAAAGAAGAAGAAGAAGAAAAAAGAGAAGGAAAAGGAGAAGAAAGCUGCUGCUGUCGCCCCUUCAGAGGGGAAGGAGGAAAAAAAGGAAGAAGAUAAAGCGGAGACAAAAGGUAAAGCUGUGGAUAAAAAAGUGCCCAAGCAUGUGAGGGAGAUGCAAGAGGCACUUGCUAGGCGAAAAGAGAUGGAGGAGAGGAAGGCUAGGGAAGAAGAGGAGAAGAGAAGGAAGGAGGACGAAGAAAAGAUUAGGCAAGAAGAGCUUGAGAGGCAAGCAGAAGAGGCUAAGCGUCGGAAGAAGGAAAGGGAAAAAGAGAAACAUUUGAAGAAGAAACAAGAAGGCAAACUCUUAACAGGGAAGCAGAAGGAGGCACAGCGGCGAUUAGAGGCUAUGAGAAACCAAAUAUUUGCUAAUGCUGGUAUUACUACUAUCUCUGCAGUAGACAAAGAAGGUGCACCAACAAUGAGGCCCAAGUGCCAGAAUAAGAAAUCAAAACCUACUGCUCAACUACAUGCGUUUGGUGAUGCGACAACUAGAUUGGGGGAAAUUGUGGAAGCUACGGAAGAGGUGAAAGGACAAGAAGACAUUAAGAUUGAGGUAGAAUCAGCGGAACUAGACAAGGUGGUAGAAGAUAAUGCAGAAGUUGCGACUGAGGAGACUGGGACGGAGGACGAUGAAGCUUAUGAGGAGUGGGACGCAAGGAGCUGGGAUGAUGUUAACCUUAAUGUUAGGGGUGCAUUUGAUGAUGAGGAGACUGAUUCCGAAUUCCAAAAGAAAGAGAAAAGAAGUGCUGUUUUGGCUUCUCGCAAUCCAGACCCUCCUCCAGCUGCCAAGUCUGCAGUUGCAGCCCAAAUACUUGCUCCCUCACAGGGUGUGGUUGAAACUAGGGACAAAAACAGAACAAAAUAUGCUGCUGCAAAAAAUAAAACAUCACCUUUAUAUGACAUUCCUAAAGAAGGUGAAGAAAAUCUUCGUUCUCCAAUAUGUUGUAUUAUGGGCCAUGUUGAUGCUGGUAAAACCAAACUGCUGGAUUGUAUCCGAGGCACGAAUGUCCAGAAAGGUGAAGCUGGGGGGAUAACACAGCAGAUUGGUGCAACAUACUUUCCUGCUGAGAACAUAAGAGAGAAAACCAAGGAAUUGAAAGCUGAUGCAAAACUAAAGGUUCCCGGUCUAUUGGUCAUUGAUACACCUGGCCAUGAAUCAUUCACUAAUUUACGUUCAAGGGGCUCUGGUUUGUGUGACAUCGCAAUCUUGGUUGUGGACCUUAUGCAUGGUUUGGAGCCACAAACAAUAGAAUCACUUAAUCUCUUGAAAUUAAGGAACACAGAAUUUAUUGUUGCAUUGAAUAAGGUGGACAGGCUCUAUGGAUGGAAAGUUUGUCGCAAUGCACCGAUAAUGAAGGCAAUGAAGCAACAGUCUAAAGAUGUGCAAAAUGAAUUCAGUAGGAGGCUUACAGAGAUUAUAACUCAGUUCAAGGAGCAAGGACUGAAUACUGAGCUGUACUAUAAAAAUAAGGAUAUGGGAGAAACGUUCAGUAUUGUUCCUACUAGUGCUAUUAGCGGAGAAGGCAUUCCUGAUAUGUUACUGUUGCUUGUUCAAUGGACUCAGAAAACCAUGAUCGAGAAACUUACAUAUAGCAAUGAAGUACAGUGUACAGUGUUGGAGGUUAAGGUUAUUGAAGGCCAUGGAACAACAAUUGAUGUUGUGUUAGUUAAUGGGGUGCUUCAUGAAGGAGAUCAAAUUGUUGUCUGCGGCUUUCAGGGACCUAUUGUUACCACUAUUCGAGCUCUGCUGACACCUCACCCAAUGAAGGAACUUCGGGUCAAGGGUGCCUAUCUGCAUCACAAAGAAAUCAAGGCUGCACAGGGUAUCAAGAUCAGUGCACAGGGCCUUGAGCAUGCUCUUGCUAGCACGGGUCUAUAUGUAGUGGGACCAAAUGAUCAUCUGGAAGACGUCAAGGAAGCAGCAAUGGAAGAUGUGAGAUCGGUGAUGAACCGUAUUGAAAAGAGUGAUGAGGGAGUCUAUGUCCAAGCAUCCACCUUGGGGUCAUUGGAAGCAUUGCUGGAAUUUUUGAAGUCACCAGCGGUGAGCAUUCCUGUUAGUGGCGUAGGCAUAGGCCCAGUGCACAAGAAGGAUGUUAUGAAGGCCAGUGUAAUGCUUGAGAAGAAAAAGGAGUAUGCCACUAUCUUGGGAUUUGAUGUUAAAAUGUCACAAGAGACUCGGGAACUUGCAGAUGAGCUUGGUGUGAAAAUUUUCAUGGCUGACAUCAUUUAUCACUUAUUUGGUCAAUUCAAUACUUAUAUUGACAAUCUGAAGGAGGAAAAGAAGAAGAAAGCUGCUGGUGAAGCAGUGUUCCCUUGCAUACUUAAGAUUUUACCUGCUUACAUAAAUAACAAGAAAGAUCCUAUUAUCAUAGGAGUUGAAGUUACUGAAGGCAUACUUAAGGUCGGGACACCAAUUUGUGUUCCUGCCAAAGAUUUUAUUGACAUUGGCCGAGUUGCUUCCAUUGAGAUUAACAAUAAGCCUGUCGAUUAUGCCAAGAAAGGCCAGCAUGUGUCAAUUAAGAUUAUUAACAGUCCUGAGCAGCAGCAAAAAAUGUACGGAAGGCAUUUUAAUGAUGAAAAUCGUCUUGUCAGCCAUAUUUCGAGGAGGUCAAUUGAUGUUCUUGAGACUAAUUACCGGGAUGAUCUCUCAACAGAUGAAUGGAGGCUGGUUGCCAAACUGAAGAACAUGUUCAAGAUCCAGUGACAUGGAAAACAAGAGUCGGAAGCAAAUACUGGAAACUAGUCGAGGGCUAUGCAACCGCCACUUGAUCAUUGCUUUACAUUUGCACUGAAUCACCCGAAAAGCUGGUAAGAUUUGUGCACCAAAUCACUUGAUAGCUGAUGAAGCUCUCUUUAUGAAUUUGCACCAAAUCACUUGAGAAAUGCAGUGCUUGUGGAGUAGGCUGACAUGGGGUAUCUGUCUUUUCCCAUAUAUUUCACUUGGGAUCUGCUAUUUUUUUUAUUUAGACCUACUCUAAUUGUUAACGGGCAUUAGCGGGUUAAUUGUUAGUAUUAAGCGUUUUUUAAACAUGUGAAGCAGAUUUAUUUAUUACUGAUUUUAAAAGUAUAGGAAGGUAAUUAUAUUAGGAUGAAUUAGUCUA
Molecule: messenger RNA, 3800 nt
Organism: Mercurialis annua (annual mercury)
Lineage: Eukaryota; Viridiplantae; Streptophyta; Magnoliopsida; Malpighiales; Euphorbiaceae
Product: eukaryotic translation initiation factor 5B-like
Exons: 14
Coding region: 203-3403 (1066 amino acids)
Molecular function (GO): GTP binding; GTPase activity; translation initiation factor activity
Source: RefSeq, a predicted model, not a curated record